Messenger RNA from Gaeumannomyces tritici R3-111a-1, 540 nucleotides. RefSeq lists its product as hypothetical. The record is from RefSeq and is a predicted model, not a curated record. Bases 1 to 540 code for a protein of 179 amino acids. Lineage: Eukaryota; Fungi; Ascomycota; Sordariomycetes; Magnaporthales; Magnaporthaceae. The transcript is spliced from 2 exons.
AUGCACCGCAAAGUCACAGCCGCCAUCAUCGCGCUAGGAAAGGAAGCGAAUCCAGUGGAGAUGCAGGAAACAAUACAGGAGAUAAUGGUGCGGCAAAUGAUUAAAGGUGGCCUGCCAAAGAAGCUUGCGCGCAGGAUCAUGGCAUCGAAUAUGGAGCGGAUCGGUAACAUCGCAUUUUUGAAAAUGGCGGAGACCAGCACUUCGCUCGACACGAAAGCCAAGGCCAUCGGCCGCCUGGUGGCCGGCUUCACCACUUCCGGCAUCUUCAAGCGACUCGGUCAUAAAAAUGACAAGCAGGGACAGAUGCUCACUGCCUUGGCCUCGCGGGCAAUAAGGAAGCUUCCGCAUAAAAUCGAGAAGGCAAUUAUUGAAUUGGGAAUGGAUGCCAAUCCAAUAAGCAUUCAGGAAACAAUCCAAGAAAUCAUGGUGGACGCGGUCAAGAGGAGUGGACUUCGCAAGCACGAGGCCAGGCGGAUCAUGGCGAGCAACAUGGAGCGAAUCGGCGGUAUCGCGUUCUCUUUCGAUGGCUCGUUUGAGUAA